GAUCUUGUGGCAAAACUCUUCGCACGAGGGUUAGUUAUAAUUGCAGCUCCGAGGAAAUCAGGACUAAGAUUAAAGUCGUUUUCCUUGGUCAGAAUCAAGGAAUUUGGAUCGUAGUCUUCAUACAAGUUGCGUGGCGACAACUUGUGUCAACUAAGCAUAAUUUUUGACCGUAAAUCAUGGCUGACGAUUGGGAAGAAGAAAGUGGUGGAGCUCCUAUGACGAACGGUUUCGGCACCUCAAAUGGAGGUUUUGGUGGCGGUGGAUUCGGCGGCAGUACGUCACAAGACAGCGAUUCAGGUCGAAGRAAACCGUUUGGUCGUGGCGGUGGAGGCUUCGGUGGCAAUGAUUCGUCUAUGAGUAACGGCUCUGUCGGUGGGUUUGGAAAAAGUAGUGGAUUUGGUAGCGGAGGGGGUGGUGGUGGAUUUGGCAGCGGAGGGGGUGGUGGUGGAUUUGGUAGCGGAGGGGGUGGUGGUGGAUUUGGUAGCGGCGGAGGAGGUGGCAGUUUUGGUAGCGGAGGAGGUGGAUUUGGUAGUAGUAGUGGUGGCUUUGGUGAGAGUAGUUCAGGUGGAUUUGGUAGUGGUGGUGGAGGAGGUUUUGGCGGUGGAGGCUUUUCAGGGGGUGAUGAUGCAGAUGAUGGUGGUGGUAGAGGAGGUGGAUUCAACAAGGGAGGUGAUGGGUGCAGAAUCUGUGGGGAAUCUGGUCACUUUGCCCGUGAGUGCCCACAGAAGAAAGACAGAGAUGAUUCAUGCAGGAACUGCGGCCAAUCAGGUCACUUUGCACGUGAUUGUACAGAGCCCAAGAAAGGAGGAGGUGGCGGCGCAUGUUAUAAAUGCCAACAGACAGGGCACUUUGCUAGAGAAUGUCCAAAUGCCGAUUCUGGUGAAGGUGGUGGAUUUGGUGGUGGUUUUGGUGGUGGUGGAGGAGGUGGUAGCGGUGAUCAGACAUGUCAUAGAUGCAAGGAAACUGGUCACUUUGCCAAAGACUGUACCAAUGAACCAGUUGUUGAUGGUGACAGACCAGCUCCAGUAACMUACGUCCCACCAGCUCCACCAGAGAGUGAAGAACAAAUCUUCAAGUCAAUUCAAGAGGGAAUCAACUUUGACAAAUAUGACAGUAUCCCUGUGGAAGUAACUGGAGAUAACCCUGUUAAGCCCAUUAAAAACUUUGAUGAAGCAAACCUAUAUAGCACCUUCAGUGAAAACGUCAAGAAAGCACACUACCACAAACCCACUCCUGUCCAGAAAUAUGCUAUUCCAAGCAUCAUCGCUGGAAGAGAUGUCAUGGCCUGUGCCCAGACUGGGUCAGGAAAGACUGCUGCAUUCCUGCUUCCUGUCAUGACUGGUAUGAUGAAUGAUGGUCUUAAGAGUAGUGCAUUUAUGGAAAUACAAUCCCCACAAGCAUUGUGUAUUGCCCCAACCAGAGAAUUGGCCAAUCAGAUUUAUGGAGAAGCUCGCAAGUUUGCAUAUGGAACAAUGUUACGGCCAAUUGUGUGCUAUGGAGGUGUAUCUGUCAAUCAUCAGCUGCGGCAAUUGCAACAGGGAUGCAACCUUCUUGUUGCUACACCAGGAAGGCUGAUGGAUUUUGUGGAAAGGGGCAAGGUUUCCCUAAAGGAAGUAAAAUAUCUCAUCUUAGAUGAAGCUGACAGGAUGCUUGAUAUGGGUUUUGAACCAGCCAUAAGAAAAAUUGUUGAAACCUUGGGACUACCAGACAAAAUGAACCGCAAUACUCUUAUGUUCAGUGCAACCUUCCCCGAAGAAAUACAGMGACUUGCACGGGAUUUCUUGAAUGACUAUCUAUUCUUGACAGUAGGAAGAGUUGGCAGUGCCACUUCUGAUAUCGAACAGAACAUUAUUGAAGUGUCAGAGUUUGAGAAGAGAGAUAAACUGACAGAAAUCCUUGGAGAUGCAGGAACACAAAGAACUUUAGUGUUUGUUGAGUCAAAGAGAGGAGCUGAUUUUCUGGCAGUGUUCCUGUCUCAAGAAGGAUUCCCAACAACUAGUAUCCAUGGGUAAGAUUGCACCCUUAAAGAAUUAGCUGUUUUGGA
This is a messenger RNA of Exaiptasia diaphana, 2044 nucleotides long. Its product is annotated as DEAD-box ATP-dependent RNA helicase 52A. The record is from RefSeq and is a predicted model, not a curated record. Gene Ontology annotation, biological process: cell differentiation; gamete generation. The transcript has 8 exons. Gene Ontology annotation, molecular function: zinc ion binding; RNA helicase activity; ATP binding. The coding region runs from base 177 to 2012 and encodes 611 amino acids. Gene Ontology annotation, cellular component: P granule; nucleus. Lineage: Eukaryota; Metazoa; Cnidaria; Anthozoa; Actiniaria; Aiptasiidae.